AGAGCACAGGAAUAUACUAUCAUAAAUAUAAACAAACAAAACAAAUAGGAUGCAAGAGAAAUUAAUGGAUGAAUUGUUCUGCCCAUAGACGCCCAUACAGUUACAGCAAACAUGAAUAUCUUGACUGCUUGCCCGUUUUGAAAGAAAGCACUUGUACAAAAUAAAGAUGGCUAGAAUUUCUAGAAGGCGAUCGACGAAAACUCACUUGACGUUGCGUUGGCUGUUGUGAGUGGGCUUAAAUUCCACCCUAUUCGACAUCUGCGCCCUUGUACAUUUGUAGUGUCUGCCAACCAACGCGUGGAGACUUGAGGCUAUAUAUACACGGAUGUUCCUCAGGCACGUGUGAAGCCAGCAGAGGCUCGGUGUUAAAGUGGAGGCACGUCCUACCUUCGCAGCUCAGGUAUCACGACACAGAAGAAAAACUGCGUGCGUGGAAGUUCCACGUAUCACUCAACGUGGCCAUCAAAACAGGCGUGGGUACUAGUAAUUCCACAGGUAAUUCCACACUCCAAUCCUCCCCAUCUGUUAGAAUGUAAAGCGGUGCGGGAUGAAAUUGUGAGAAAGACGGAAAAAGAGAAAUUCUAGAGCUUUCUAAGGGUAGAUCUCGAGGUGAUCCAGAUCACCUAUGGUCACUCGUCACGUCUCACACUUGGCGGGCCGAGCGCUGCGAUUGGUUCAUCUCCUGCGCAUGUGCAGUUACUGCAGUCAAGAUGGCGACGGCUUUUAAAACUCUGGAGGUAGGCACCAGACGGAACCCAGAUCUUCAGCACAUUUUUGCCACGUUUGAGGUCUAAGCUUUACUGAGUUUGUUAUGUGUUCGUUUUGUGCUUGAUUUCCACUUUGAUUGUCGAUUCUGGACGUCCGUUGGAUGCGCGAGGGGGACACAUUCUGGGCGGCGGUAAACAAAACAGAUCUAAGUUGAGGACCUGAGAAGGGAACCGACACAUUUCAAGACUGGAGACUCUCCUGGUGCCGCCGCCCGCUUUUCCACACUUCCGGGGCUUCUAUAUGAUGGCCACAACGCCCAAGGAGGCCAGCCCACCUCUGAAUGGCCCCAUGAUGCACCCUAGUAUGAAUGGAUCGGCUGAGGGGCCUCACCAGGUCUUCUAUCUGCACGUGGCUCCAGGGCAGAUGUACACCAUCGCUACCGAGGAUGGCUCCAUGCAACAAGUACAAGGUCCGGCUACCGUCUGCAUGGUGUCCCACGACGGCACCCCUCCCAUUCCUCCAGAACACAUUGUGCAACAAGUUAUGGACGCUAACGGCAGUAUACACAUUAUGACGGCGCUGCCGCCUCCCCAGUACCCCAACGUGCCUCACCAAAUGGGCUACCCGCCCCCGAGCCAUAUGCCGCACCACAUGUUCCCUCAGAACCCCUAUCACCCUCCGGACGGUGGGGGGGAGGUGAUACCGCCACAGUAUACACCACAUCCAUAUCAACCCUCCUAUCCAUAUCCUCCAGAACAAGAGCCCCAAAGGCACACUCCAAACUUCCACAAGAUAGACGAGAGAGCGGAAAAGACUCGGGACCGGCUGAGGAAUAAAUUACACACCAGGCAGAGGGAAAACUCCUGCAAUGCCGGAAGUCCGCCCACCUCCCCCCGCAGGAGCCAGCCCUCGUCCCCCACUGCUGCUGAAAAUGGCUUUGGAAGAGGAGGGGGGAAGAGAAGGUUGCGGAACAGCUGCAAUCAGGAGCCUGAGCCACACCUGGGCAACCACCAGCCAAAUAGCAAAGAUAGUUUAGAGGUUAAGAGAAUAAAGGACAUCCUCUCUUCCAUCCAGAAGCCUCAGGUUCACAAGGUAGAAGCAAGGUCGGUCAAAGUCUCCUGGUCGCCACCACCUCUGUGCAUGAACGGAAGCGGGGACCCCGGACACAACCAUAUCGACCAAUCACACUUCAGCUACGAACUGGUCAUGUCCGACAAAGGCAAGGAUGGCAACUUCAAAGUUGUUUACAGUGGGGAGAAGAGGGAAUGCAGCUUGACAGACUUAAGGCCAGGCAGCGAGUAUCACAUAAGUGUAUAUGCCCUUAAUGAUAACAUCAAAGGAAUGACCUCGGAAGUGUGUAGUUUCCGGACACUGACUGCAGCUCCUGAAACACCUGCAGCACCAAAGCUGUCCAACAGGACCAAAAACAGCCUUGCCCUCAAGUGGAUGUCACCUUUGGACAAUGGCUCCAAAAUCACUUGCUUCAUUUUAGAGUGGGACGAGGGAAAGAAGGGGAACGGUUUCCGUGAAGUGUACAGUGGACCACAGAAGAUAUACAAGGCUACCAAGCUCACACAUUCCACCUGCUACACAUUCAGGCUAGCUGCUCAGAAUGAAGUGGGGAAGAGUGAUUUUAGCCCAGAGGUAUACUGCCACACCUCGGGGAGCCCCCCUCCCACCCCAGAACCUCCCAAGUUGGUACGAGCCACGACAACGUCGCUUCAACUCCACUGGACCAAACCGGCCGGGGCCGACGUGGAGGCUUUUACUCUGGAAAUGGAAGACGAAGACACGGGCUAUGGUUUCCAACCAGUUUACAAUGGUGAUGACCUCACCUACACACACAAGAGACUGAGAAGGAACAGUUCCUACUACUUUAGGUUGUGUGCCAGUAAUUCCGAGGGCCGAAGUGGCUGGAGUGAAAAAGUGUCGUUCACCACCAAUCCGGACAAGCCAGGAGUGCCUUCCCGCCCCCAGCUCAAAGGCCGCUUGCAUGCACAGCACUUCAAGAUCUCCUGGGAUCCACCACGAGAUACUGGAGGAAUCGACAUCAGUAAAUACUUACUGGAGAUGGCAUCUGGGAAAGAUGGUCCGUACGAGGUGGUGUACGCCGGCUCUAACCUGGAGCAUACCUGUGACAACCUGGUGCCAGGAGGGAUGUACAAGCUGAGGGUGGCGUGUGUCGGCGCAGGGGGUCAAAGUCAGUACUCCGAGUCAUACAGUAUCACUACAUUGCCAGUCACACCUGGCCAGUGCCAUCCUCCCAAGCUCUGCGGAAAACCAAAGGCUAACUCUCUACAAAUUAAAUGGGCCCUCCCAGACUACGAUGGUGGCAGCCCGCCGACGGAGUACCUUGUGGACAUGGUGAUGGACGACUGCACAUCUCUGGAGGUGUACAAGGGACCCGAGAUGGAAUGUACCAUUAUCAACCUGCUGCCGGGGAGGACGUACGCGUUUAGGGUGAAAGCCUUCAACAGAGUAGGGGGAGGGCCUGUGUCAGAGCCGUCUGUCUUCACGACAGGUGCUGGCCCACCUGACGCACCUGCGGAGCCGCUACUUACCUGCAAGUCACCUACAGCUGCGCUCGUCAGCUGGCAGACCCCAGCAGGGAACGGUGCAGAAGUGGUAGAGUACAGACUGGAGUGGAGCUGUGUGGACGGUACCUUCUCCCAACUCUACACAGGCCAGUCCAACAGUUACGAAGUGAAAGGGUUGAGUCCUGCCUCAUAUUACUACUUCAGAGUCCAGGCGGUGAACUCUGCCGGUGUGGGACCCUUCAGUCCCGUUGCGACCUGCCAAACGCCGGCGUCCUCUCCCAGCGCCGUCACGACCUUCCAGGUUGUCCCCGACGAAACGCCAGAGAACCCUGCAUCCUCCCUACACCUGGAGUGGGAUGAGCCGUGCAGCAAUGGAGAAGAUAUCCUGGGCUACAACAUUGACAUCGGUCUGGAGGGGAGGCUGGUGGCUGUGGAGAUGCCUGUCACAGACUUCCUACUCGAGGGGCUACUUCCCGACACCACGUAUAGGUUGCGAAUCCAGGCAGUGAACAGGAUAGGCGCGGGGCCCUUCAGUGCAACGAUUAAGGCCAAAACGAAGCCGCUGCCCCCCAACCCACCCAAGCUGGAGUGCGUGCAGUGCGGCCAUUCCAGCCUGAAGCUGAGGUGGACAGACGGAACCAAGAAUUCCGACACAAAAGCAACGGAGUACACCCUGCAGAUGGAAGAUACCAGAACUCUGAGGUUUGUUAGCAUCUAUGCCGGCACCAACACCAACUUCAAGGUGAACAGACUGAGUGAGCAGACUCCCUACAACUUCCGUAUCCUGGCUAUGAACGACGCUGGGGAGGGCCCCUUCUCUCCCAUCUACCAGUUCAUCACCCAGAAGGCACCUCCUCCAGCCAUGAAGGCCCCCAAGGUUCAGGAAGUGACUGACAGAACCUGUAAGGCAGUGUGGAUGGAAGUACCAGCCAUGAGGAGAGACCCUAUCCUGUACCAGCUUCAGAUGGCACAGGGCAGGGAUGCCAGGUACCAGGAGGUGUACAAAGGACCGGAGACAGCGUUCGCGCUGGAGAACUUGGAGCCCGACACAGAGUACCACCUGCGGGUGUGCUCGGUCCGCCAGUGCCAGGACGACCCCGCGCCCCUGAUCGGUCCGUACAGCCCCGGAGUCACAUUCCACACCCGCAGCAGGGAACACGUCGUCAUGGAGACGCCACGCCCCGUCCAGGAGCAGCCAAUCGAGCGGAAGGAGCUCAGCGACGAACAGCUGGUGGCGAUCGUGCUGGCGUCCUUCACCCUCCUCGCAAUAUUCAUCGCCUUCAUCAUCCAGUACUUCAUCUAGAGCCACUCCCAUUGGUUCAGAUAUAUAUAUUCCUGAACUUUGACCCUCCUUCUGAUUGGCUAAUAUAUAUAUUCCCAAACUUUGACCCCUCUUAUGAUUGGUUGUCUCAGAUUGCACCCCUACUCAACUCCAGUCUCACUCCAGGCUUUCAGUGCAAUUUGUACGGUGCAAACACUUAGGAAAAGGACAUGCUCUAUCUACAUUGUACCACAAACCCAAGUGCUAUCUGUCAAACCUUAAAUGUGUACGAAAAGAAUGCAUACUUAACAUAUUUGUAGGUUGUGUACACAAGAAAAAAUGUACAGUCCAUAUUAGAGUAGAUAGCAUUUGCUAGGUGGAGAUUUUUUUUAGUUUGAUUGAGUUAAUGAACACUAGAAUGUGUAUUGCUUUUUGUUUAAUUUGUGUUGUUUAUGAAGGUCUGUUGUCAAUGACAAUGUAAGAGGAGAGUAGUAGAAAAAAAUGACUGAUACCUGAAGAUGGCAAUCAAAGUGAUCCAGUGUGACACUAAUGGAUUUAAGGCUCCCUAAAUCACUGCACGUGAAAAAGGAGGGCAAUAGAAUACCAGAUAAUGAAUCACGUGGCUAGGGCCAGGAAAGUUGAAAGAAAAGUCAGUAGCAAUCUAGCCUAACUACCCUCACGUAAUGUACAUGUAACUCUGCAAAAGCUCACGUACGUAUACAACGUUGUUUCUGCUCCAUGCUGAGAGUGAAGACAACUAAGACUUAAGACUGAGAGACCACAGAAGAAAGAAAGCUAUAAUUCCUUACUACCCUCUACCACUUAUGUUGACAACGCCAAUAGGCGUACAGGCAUAGGAGUACUCUACAUAAAUGUAAGAAAUGAUAAUGCAUAUUUAUUGUGAAUUGUAAUAAGUAUUUAUGACCCGAGAGUGGAUCACUGUGAGGUCCCUUGUGCAUAUUCCAUCUUGCCAAUCCCGAAAUCGCUCAAGCGAGAGCUGCUCUGCUCUGUAUUCUAUCCAAGCAUCUUUCUGAACCUGUCUGUCAUAGUUUAACAAAGAGGACUCUAUUCUUGCUGACUUACAGAAAAAAGAAUAUGCUGCACCAAACAAGCCUGUCUCAUGGUGUAUGUGCCUUAAGAAAUUGUUGCCUAUUGCAAAUGUGGAAAAGAAGAAAUACAGUAUUAUGUGGAAAAAAGAUGUAGUAAACCUACAGAAAACAAAUGUUGUAGAAUGUCGAGCUGUGAAGCAUCAUAUAUCGCUCUUUUUGUCCAAGAUCAUUGUAUAUUUCCGCGCACAAGGGGCUUCCUCUAUGACACAUUCAAGUACCGAUAAACUCUGCUCCCAUUUCUUGUUCUGUCAGACUGUGUAUAUGCCUUUGAGUGGCAAAUCUGCCCAACUUGCGAGCAGUAGCAUAGCAGAGACAUACGACGCUGAUUCCAGAAAAUAUAGAUUUUAACUGUCUUGUUAUACUGUACAGCAUCAAUAUUCCCCGAUGUAAAAAAAGAAGUUAGGAUAUUCUAAGGUGCAGUCUGUAUUUUCUCCUA
Messenger RNA from Branchiostoma belcheri (Belcher's lancelet), 6051 nucleotides. Its product is annotated as fibronectin type-III domain-containing protein 3A-like. NCBI's taxonomy places the organism in Eukaryota, Metazoa, Chordata, Leptocardii, Amphioxiformes, Branchiostomatidae. Gene Ontology annotation, molecular function: protein binding. Bases 1009 to 4548 code for a protein of 1179 amino acids. The transcript is spliced from 25 exons. The record is from RefSeq and is a predicted model, not a curated record.